GAGGUGGAACACUUCAUGGGGAAAUACUUCGUCAGUGUCCCAUGCCGGACGAGCUGGCUCUUCCAGGCCAGCAUUCUUGCCGCCUCCAUCAAGGGGGAGGAAGAAGGGGAGGGGAAGGGGGAGGACAUGGCAGGAGAUAUGGCUGACGAGGUCUUUGCCAAACGGCGGCAGAAGGUUGCCAAGAAGAAGAGGACAGUCAUGGAAAACAGAGGGGGUGAGAAGAAUGCGUGGGGGCAUAAGAAGACCACUGAGGUUCAGAGUGAUGACGACGAUUUCGUGGCUGACGGAGGAGGAGAACUUUGGGUGUGCAAGAAGAAUGACGGCAAGAGGAGGUUUUGCCGCCGGCCGGUGAGCCAGCCUGAUUCCUUUUGCAUAUAUCACUCAGAUCUUAAGUCUGCGCUGCCGCCGACUUCAUCAGCGGCCUCCAAACCCUCCAGCAGCGCCAAGCCACGUAAGAGGAGGCGUGUCGAUGCAGGUGAGGGGUACUUAUACUACGCCGGGUUCGGCCCGUCCCUCAGCAAGAGGCAGAGAUCAAGCAGCAAUGUACUGGAAUCUUUACCUGAUGAGCAAGAGGAGGAGGCACUGCCUGAAGAGCAUACUGCAGGUCCAGCCCAAACUGUUGAUGCAGACCAUCAAGCGGCAUCAGCACGCGUUGAUGAGCCUAGGUGUGAUGAGUUGGCCGGGAUUGCGGGCGGCGACGAGGAGAGCAGCGACGACGCACUUGGCUGCAACGAUGAACCCCGGGUUGUUGGCGUCAACGGCAACAUCAAGAGGAAGAGCCCGUUUAAGAAGAGGUGGAGGAAGCCUGUGAAAGCUCGCUCACUCAAGUCAUUGAUGUGUUAGCACACUUAUACCUGUACAUGCAUGCCCAAUUGGUUCUCCAUGAUUCAGGUAGAGCUUGGCAGGAUAUUCAGAUCAUGGAAGAUACCAACUCUGCUAUGGAUGAAGAAUCCAAUGCUUUACAAGCCCUUGUGACGGAACUGACAGAGAAACUGGUUGCUGAAAGCAAAUAUCAUUUGAGGCAAGGAACCAAGCAGAAAGCCAUAAACAGGUGGGGUUGUUCCAGCAAGUAAUGGACGAAGUUUCCGUUGGGAUGGUGGCCUGUUGGGCGGACAUAAUCAAUCAAUAGGACUGAAGGGGUGCAGCAAGCCUGGGGUGCUGGAAAAUGAAGAACCGCCUGACACCGUAUCAACAACAACAUAUGAAGCUCUGUCUAUGCUCUGAACUUUAUCCUACCCUGGCAGGAGGAUGACAUCCAUCUCUUUAUCCUGUCCUGUGGAAGAACCCAUAUGGUUUUGUAAUAGUGUAGUAUACUGUAUCAGGUUGUGGAAAAAUGUUUGUGGGCGAAGGUUCUCUUAUGUUAUGCGGCGUCGUAAACGAGUCGAGUGGAUAGCAAUGAUGUAUUCAGUGUGAAGAAUGGGGUCAGCAGUCAGCACCCUGUUUUUCUUUUUCCUUUU
This is a messenger RNA of Triticum urartu, 1457 nucleotides long. NCBI's taxonomy places the organism in Eukaryota, Viridiplantae, Streptophyta, Magnoliopsida, Poales, Poaceae. The record is from RefSeq and is a predicted model, not a curated record.